CAGUGCCAGGACUCGCAACUUUCAGCUGAAUCUCUCCUCCGCGCCCCUCCGACCUUUGACAAUCUGACCAACCUGUGUUUUUGUCUUUACAAUCGACUGUCUCAAGUACCUGCAUUAUUUGUUUUUACGCCUAGUUCUUGUCUUGUGUCUUUACUUUGUACAACUGCCCCAAUGGAGGGUAAGAAUGAAGAGAGUGCGAAGUCUGUUGAUUCUCUACAGAUGGAAGAGACUUACCAGCUCAGACGGAGUUACAUAGCUGAAUCAUGCCAGUUGCACUACAAUCAAAGUCCUUUGAAAAUAAUGAGCUCAGAGGGAGUCUACUUGAUUGAUUCGAUGGGAACAAAAUAUUUGGACUGCGCCACAAGACUCUCCAGUGUCGGUCACUGUCAUCCCUGUGUUGUGGCUGCAGGCCGUUCGAUGAUGCAAACUAUGGGUGCCAUUCAAGACUUUUCCCAGCACGAGUCUUACGUCAAAGCACUUCUCAAAACCCUCCCGCCCAAUUUUGAAGUUUGUCUGUUUACAAAUUCCGGAUCUGAAGCCAAUGAUUUGGCAGUGCAGCUGGCCAGGAAUUAUACCAAUCGAAAAGCCGUGGUUGUUAUGGAGAAUUCCUUUCACGGGUCCAGUGAACUGUUGACCGAGAUGUGUCCUAAGUCGUUCAGGAGACUCCCAACUGGCAAGCCAAACUGGGUCACUGUUGUGCCAUUGCCAGACACCUACCGAGGAAAGUACAUACAAGACAUUUACGCUGCACAAAAGUAUUUCGAAGAUGCGAAAGACGUGAUACAAAGAGGCAUCGCUCAAGGAGGAGAAAUCGCAUGCUUCUUGUCAGAGCCUAUUUUCAUGGUCCAAGGAAUGAUCAUUCCACCUGCUGGUUACCUGGCUAAUAUCUAUAGUUAUAUCAAGAGUCUAGGAGGGCUCGUCAUAGCGGAUGAAAUUCAGCUGGGAAUGGGACGCUGCGGCACUCAGUUUUGGGGUUUCCAAACUCAAGGUGCAGUGCCAGACAUCCUAACCCUCGGAAAAGCCAUAGGGAACGGCUACCCUCUGUCAGUUGUCAUCACGUCGCGGCAGAUUGCUGACACACUGCCCAACUGGGCGAAGCAGUAUCGCUGCGAAUCGGUUGCUGUAGCGAUUGGACACGCUGUUCUCAAGGUGCUUGACGAGGAGGAGUUAGUGCGGAGCGGAUUACAAAGCAUGGAGUACCUGUACCGAAAGCUUGUUCAAUAUGAAAGCAAGUUUCAAUUCAUAGGAGCUAUACGAAAAAUGGGCCUAAUAAUAGGGAUCGAAAUAGUAUUAAGCAAAGAGUCCAGGAAACCUGAUUCAUCAUUAGCUGAGAAAAUAAGCUACAGGCUUAAGGAUAGCAAUAUUAUUGUUGCAAAUGAAGGCAACAUGAAUAAUAUACUGGUCUUCAUGCCACCUUUUUGUAUCACGAUGCGCGAUGUUGACAUGCUGGUUGAUGGUCUUGGCCGAAUACUGACGGAAAUAGAAGUGGAAAACUCGACAGCAAUAUUUGACGAGAUUUUCACUUCACAACCAAGCACGAGCACCUCUGCCAUAUUAGGCAUAUCCAUGGCCGCGAGCAAUGACAUGACACUGGAGGAGGAGCCGCCAUCACCGGACGUCACCUUCAACUACGCUUAUUCCGACGAGGAAGCUCGGAAAGAGGCUGAAGCUUACGCCGACAUGGAUUAAACCUUCUUGCAGUUUUAGUGAGUAGGAUAUUAGACAUUUCUAAAAAGAAAUUUUCAGAAAUUUGUAUCCAUAACCAGGCUACUCUCGCCUGUGUCGAUUAUUUUAUUCACGUUUUUAACACCUAAAUUUAAAUAAUAUACAUCAUUCUCUUACAAUAAUUAUGAUAGUUUCGAGAUUAUGCAAUGAUCUCAUCCAGAACACACAGACAGUGGUUAUGAUAACAAUUAUGUUUCAGCUGGAAACCAAAAAUUCUAGCAUUUGACUAGCAAUGUGUGUUGAUAAUUGUUAGUUCAAACUCGGUUGUGUCAAAAGAUGAUGAUGUGAUUCAAUGGAAAAACAAAUUUCAGUCAGUGGCUUUAACAUCACAAAGUUACCAAUCCGUUUCAACAUUCUUAGUGGAAUUGCAUGAGUACAUGUUACUAUGUUUCACAACAAUAUUUGAAGUUCUUGAAAUUUUAGUUCAACCUUGCCUCAUAAUAUGAAGUCUGAGCUGCUCUAAUUUUAAUAAGCCAUGGUAGCUGUUAAUUAAGUUGAGCCUUUAUCUGCUCAAAUCCAAUACAACGCAAAAAUUAAUCGGGGAAAAUAGACUGCUGGCUCAGACCUCUAUGCGUGUUGUUAAAUAACAAAUUCAAAUCUAUUCACUUGUUAUUAUAUCCGGGUGAUGUAUUUUUAUAAAAAUCCUGAUAUUUCAAUGUUGAAAAUAAAUCUACGCAAGGGUGUUUUGGACAAAUGCGCAUCUGUCAAUUUUCCAUAUAAUCAGCACAUAAAAAUGACAUAUAUCACAUUGAUUAAUAACGUAACGCCUUUCACGGGGACGACGAUGUUCGGUUUAUUCAGUCACUAUCGUCGUCAUGGCUUCUUGUAAGAGGCUGCCUGCAUUCCUCGUCAGACCCGUACACUACAUCUUCGUCGCUGUCAUUGAUCAUGGAGAAAGCAGGGUUGUCUUUCGUAAUACUGGUUUCUAAUUGAGAGAUAUUAAUCAAAUCUCGCUCAACGCGUAUAAUUAAUUUUUUACCGAAUAUGUUAUUUUCUGAAGGAGCGUACACAUAGGCCAUCGUGUAAAGAUAAAAGUUUAGCAGUCCAUAAAAAGACAUGAACUCGGCCGAAUUUUUGUAGGUUGUUGAGAGUUCAGCUACAAAGUUAUCUUCCAAUAUUCCGACUCCAAAACGGAGGACAGUAAUCAUGAUGCUCAGACUCAGCACAAUUAGCAUGAGCAGCGUCAAAAACUUCAAUCGCAUAUCUGGAAAAAGGAACAAAUUGCCAUUAGGAAACGCGUGAAACUGUACAAAAUAAUUUUACCAAAAAACGGCAUUGCUCUGAGAUCUGUGUACGCUCGUAAAAUCAAGAAGAAGAGGUAAACCAGGUAUAAUCCUCCAACAACAAAGAAGAAUAUCUUGAAAUUCUGCAUGGAUUUAACAUUUUGCAUAUUAUGGUAAUUUUAAGGGCUCAAUAAUUCUUACAUAGAAGUUAUCAGUGUCGAUCUUGUAGCUGUAUGUGGGGUCCUGCAGCUCAUUGUAUUUUUGCCAAAUAGCCAUGACUACAGCAGACAGCCAUAACAUACCAACUAUCAAUACUUUUGGCAGGUAGAAAGUCAGAAUGUUUCUUUCGUUCUAAAUUGAUCAAGUAAAUCGCCAAGUCAGAGUUGAAAAUUAAACUCAAAUAUUCUACGUGUACCUGUCUCAAUCCGUGGUAAAUGCACAGCCAGAAUAAAAGUAAGGCACAAAGGAAGGUAGCUUGAAAAAUAGCGUCCAGUGCCCCAGGAACGGACGAGUUGAACAAAAAUGUCAUUGGAAAUAUCGGAUCUGUAAACACGUCCUCAAUUGUAACUUCAAUACCUAAUAUUUUCGUGCCAUACCGUUGUAAAGGAGGAGGAGAGGAAGUAACACUGACAUCCAUUUCUGCUCAAUCGACCAGUCGUAAACUGUGUACUUCCGAAGAGCGUGGGCAAACCAACACUAGACACAUAAUUGUUUUAAAAAGAUUUACAAUAUAUCGACGUGUGCACUUAAACAAACUUACGGCUGUUACGAAUGUCAUCAAAAGAAAGAUUAUUCUGAACCACAAUUCCAAUUGUGUAAAGUCAGGGUUGUAUGUUUUGAACUAGAAAUUAGAAUUAUUUAAUUUUAAAUUUAAAUCAACUGGUAUUUUUGAAAUGUUGUUACGUAAAAGAGGACUUCCUUGAUGUUGUAUCUUUGAUGAAAACUUUCGAGUCCGUAUAGGUGGACUGUCAAAAUGUAAUGCGUGUAGUCAAGGAAUCCGAGAUGUAAAACUAUGAAAUCGUCACACUCCUCUCGCUGGCAAUGAACGUGUCUUGUUCUAAAAGUAUAAAAACUUUGUGCAUUUUAUCUUUUCUAAGUAUCUCUAUUCCGACCUAUUGUGCGCUUGAUCUUCUCGGAGAACGGUCAACGGCUUGUGAUCAGCAGUGAUCCCUUCUAUUGUGACACUCAUGUGAAAGCGCUUGUCGUAGGUCUCGUCUGAUAUAUUGAGUCGGCAUUGAACAAAAUUGGAAAUAAAAUAUAUAUGUUGUUAUACCGUC
Messenger RNA from Cloeon dipterum, 4225 nucleotides. Its product is annotated as 5-phosphohydroxy-L-lysine phospho-lyase-like. The transcript has 11 exons. Gene Ontology annotation, molecular function: transaminase activity; pyridoxal phosphate binding. The record is from RefSeq and is a predicted model, not a curated record. NCBI's taxonomy places the organism in Eukaryota, Metazoa, Arthropoda, Insecta, Ephemeroptera, Baetidae. The coding region runs from base 172 to 1689 and encodes 505 amino acids.